Messenger RNA from Parus major (Great Tit), 5251 nucleotides. It is a transcript of the gene RNF43, whose product is annotated as ring finger protein 43. The transcript has 10 exons. Bases 1448 to 3943 code for a protein of 831 amino acids. Gene Ontology annotation, molecular function: frizzled binding; ubiquitin protein ligase activity. Gene Ontology annotation, biological process: ubiquitin-dependent protein catabolic process; Wnt receptor catabolic process. NCBI's taxonomy places the organism in Eukaryota, Metazoa, Chordata, Aves, Passeriformes, Paridae. The record is from RefSeq and is a predicted model, not a curated record.
GCCACGGCCGGUGCCCGCCUCCGCUGCGGGGACGCCGCGCUUGGGAAGCUGCCCGGAGCGCGGGGGUGCAGCGCAGCUCGGCCGAGUACAUGCGGACACUUCACUUGCAGCCAUGCCUGUCCCGGGAGCUUUCUGGCUGUUGUAAUUUUCUCCCUUUGAUCUCCCUGGAUCCUCUUUCGGGCUGUGGAGCUCCGCUUGCACCUACCUGCCUGCUGCGUGUGUGCGAGAGAGAGAGUUUGCUUCUUUUUUUUAAUACUUUUUUUUCGGUUACAAAUUCCAAUUUUUAUUUUUUUUAAUUUUUUUUUAAGACCGAGCCCAAACAUCCUCAGAGCCACAUGGUUUUGUUAAGCUACUGGAAGUAACUUUUGCCUGGGAUUUACAGCAGCAUUCCCUCCCGGCCCGGCCCCUGCGGACUCCAGCAGGCUCGCUGCCUAACAGUUAUGAAGACUCCUCGAUGCGUUUCAUGUGACCUUUGGGCAGACCGUGGAGCUUUCUAUUUUAUUUUGUGGGGCCUUGAGUCGGGAUCCUCGUAAGGCGUGCUUGGAAGUGGUCAUACCGGAACUCGGGCGCGCACAGAAAUAGUGCCAGAGAAACCAGAUACGCCGUAACUUUCUGCCUGAUACCUGUUGGGCUUCGUGUCUAAACUUCGGCAGUGUUUGGGGGCCUUUUUAUUUCUUGGGAACUUCCAGCCGUGAAGAGGAGCUCUGUGUUUUAUUAAUUACCUUCGAGAACUCUACCCGGAGUCAGACUGUGAGCAUGAGCUUCUAAGGGAAAAGUAAAGCUCGUCUCCAAACUUGAAUGAAGCGCUUCUGGCAUGUGGGAGAUGGAAGGGAUCGACUGCAUUUGGAAGGGAACGGUACCGGAGCGAGCCUUCUCGUCACCAUAAAUUCAAGGAAUGCCGCCUGCCUAAUUUCUGGGAAGGAUACCAAUCGCUGCGCAUAACAUUCAGGGUUGUGCUUAUGCUGUGGGAAUGCUGGCAAGAAGGUGAGGUGUCUCUCGAGGGUAUUUGGGAUGGAUAUUUUGGACCUGUGGAUCUUCCUAACUCUUGGCCAGGAGACAGGAGGCCUCCACAUCCGCGGGGAGACCUCCGUGUGCCUCAUCUCCGUGGGACCGAGGAGUUCCUAAUGCUCCCUGUGCACCCAAACUGACUCCUCGCUUACAACCUGUUUCCUUGAUCCUUCUGGAUUUAUCUGCCGGAGGAGAGACUCACAAUUUAGGAUACUGGGCUGGUUUUGUUUUUUUUUUUAGUUUGUUUGUUUAAAAUAUGCCUGUGAGCUCGCGGCGGCCUCUGAGCACGUGGCACGGGGCGAGCGGAGCGCGGAUGGCGAGAGCCGGGGAGCCGCGGUGAGCGAGCCCCGCUGUGAGCGGAGCGCCGGGAGCGCCGGGCCCGCCGCGCUGAGGACGCGUUCCCGAGCGGUAUGAGCGGCCCGAGCCCGCUGCUGGUAGCAUGAGUGCUGGCCCCCAGGUGCAGCUGGCUGUCCUCUGGCCUUGGCUGCUCAUGGCGACCCUGCAGGCAGGACUGGGCCACACCGGGCUGGCGCUGGCGGCGGCCGUGGAGUCGGAGCGGGCGGCGGCGCAGAAAGCCAUCAUCAGGGUCAUCCCGCUCAAGGUGGAGCCCAUCAUCCUGGAAGGGGAGUUCGCCAACGUCGCCGAGGUGACUCCGGCCGAAGGGAAACUGCUCCAGUCCCACCCACUGUCCCUGUGCAACACCAGCGAGGAUGAACACACGGAAUCGGGAUUCAUCACCAUCGUCAAGCUGGAACAGCCAGAUCGGGAUCCCAACCCCUGCCUGUCCCUGGCCAACAAGGCAAAGCUGGCAGGGGAGCGUGGAGCCCGUGCGAUCCUUUUCGACAUCACCGAUGAUGAAAGUGCUGCUGAUCAGCUGAGGAAGCCCAGAGGCCUGAGCCAGCCCGUGGUCCUGAUCAGGGGCCACGAUGCUGAGCUCCUCAUGGGCGUCGUGAACAAGAACAGAGAGGCCCACGUGAAGAUAGAGGUCAAGGAGCCACCAGCUUGGCCAGACUACGACGUGUGGAUUCUUCUCACAGUGGUCAGCACUGUGGUCGUCAUCAUUUUGAUUUUUGUUGUCCGCACAAAGUGCCAACUGAACAGGACUCAGGACUCGGUGCAGCAGCAGACCCUGCAGGCCAUCGGGCAAUUGGCCACGCGCCGCUACCAGCCCCGGGCGCGGCCGGCCCCGCGCUGGGACUCGGCCAGCAGCUGCAGCUCUGCCCCGGUCUGUGCCAUCUGCCUCGAGGAGUUCAGCGAGGGGCAGGAACUGCGGAUCAUCUCGUGCUCUCACGAGUUCCAUCGGGAAUGUGUUGACCCUUGGCUGCAGCAACAUCACACGUGUCCACUUUGCAUGUUCAAUAUUCUUGCCAGAGACUCGGGGGACCAGGCCAUGGCUGCCAGCUCCAGGCUGGUCCCUCAGGACAUGGAGCCUGGGCGACGACUCCACCUUUUCCGCCAGCAUCCAGGACAUGCCCUUUACCACCUCCCACACGCGUAUCCUCAGAGGAACCUCAGGAGCUUGCCCCCAGAGCCAGCCCACAGCAACCCCUUCUUCCACUCUCCAGAGCUCUCCCAGCUGGAUUUUGGCACCAUCCACUACAUGCCCUACAGACCGGCCACCUCCCUGCUGGCCUGUGGCCAUGUGGCCUCGCUGGCCCCAGGCUCGCUGGGGCAGCAGCUCCCCAACCCCUGUGCAUGCGGGCAGGCGCUGGCACCCCACAGGACGUGUCCCGUGCAGCCUCAGCCCCCCUGCAUGCCCAAGGCAGCCCUGGCACAGAAGCAGCACCGCGCGCCCGCCCUGCGCCGGGGGCUUGGCCACGGGCAGCAGCACAACAGCAGCGGCUCUGGGGAGAGCUAUCUCACGGAGCACAGCGGCUACCUGGCCGACGGGCCGGGCAGCGACUCCAGCUCAGGGCCCUGCCACGGCUCCUCCAGUGACUCCAUGUUGAACUGCACGGACGUCAGCCUGCAGGGUAUCCACGGCAGCUGCUCCACCUUCCGCAGCUCCCUCAGCAGCGACUACGAUCCGUUCGUGUACUGCAGCUCUGAGGGCCCCGCCACCGACCGCGGCCAGGAGCAGCUGCGGCCACCCAGGGAGAGCCGGCCCCGGUCCUUGGACCUCAUGGUGCCCAGGGGGGCUGCUCCAGCCAAGCCCCAGGUGCUCAGCCACAUCCACUACCACCACCACCAGCACCACCACUACAGGCGGGACCCCGAGUGUCCCCCUGGGCGAGCCGGCCAGGGGCCGGGGCCACGCAGAUCCCGCUACUCCGGGGCCAAGGUUGCUUUCCACAGUGGUCGUACACAAAAGAGGACUGAGAAAAGCCAUCACUCUCAGCAGCCUCUGGAAAGCGGUGCCGUGCUGCAGGAGGCAGCUCCAGCAGGACAGCCAGCCCGUCCCCAGGAAGGCUGGGACCCCCCUCACGCCCCCUCCACUUCUCCAAACAGGUUGGACCUCAGUGUAGAUGCCAACAGACAAUUGGGAGCAGCUGGCACACCCCCUGUCCCGCUGGCCCCCAGACACAGCUUACAGAGCAGGCAUCACCGAAGGAAAAGAAAGUGUCCCCUGGUGCCCGACCCUGCUCUCCUGCCCAAGGACUCAGCCAAGCCCAGAGCCUGUGACACUCACCUUCCUCCCGGCCAUCCCUACCGCUGCUGUCCCGAAGCCCAGCCCCUGAUCCCAAGCGCUCCCAUGCCCGGCGGCUCCCGGCCGCUCUGGAAGUGUUUGGUGCCACAGCCCAGCUCCGAGCUGAGGAAGCAGGAGGAGGGGUUGUCAGGACAGGAGAAAAAUCGCUCAGUUCCUGCAGAUUUCUCAGGGAUGGGCACCUCCAGACACGGUCUGAGUGUCCACCUUCACUGCCCAUCUCACAAGGGUGGUCAGGGAGCACUGACUGCAGGAGCAUUCCAGAGCUCACCUGUGAGGAUGAUGGCCUGAAUGAUGAGCAAGUAUGUUAAAGAGUUCACCAAACCCUGAAAUGCUGCAGCUGAGAAAUAAGGUGGCUAAUUCUAAUUAAACAGCUGGAAUAUCUCCCAAAGGAAGGCAUGGGAGCGCAUUUUUCAGUGUCCUUGCACCAGUCUGGGGUGUCUUACUGGCAGAGUCGUUACCACUAAGGCUUUCUGGGCUCCAGUUGUUUUAGCCAAGCCCAGGUAACUGGAAUCAGUGAGAAAGGAAGUGUGUGUGGCCCGGGGUAGUAGAACAGACUAAUUGAGUUGCUGGAUUUGCACAUCCCUCAUUUCUCACCUGCCUCUGUUGCGUGGGAGUUGCUUUUUUAGUGUCUUUUGGAAAUCAGAUGUAAUUAAAGUUUGGCCCUCAGCCUAACUGCUGCACGUCUCUCACAAAGAGAGGGAAAAUGCCUUUGAGACAAGUGUCUUUGAAGGAACCUGAGUUUAGCUCCCAGGUCUUGCUCUCUCAGGUCCUCUGAAGGCAGCAACCUCUGAGUCAGCAGGGGCAGGCACUGGCUGGGAGCAGAGCCUGGCUCCCUUCCUCUCCCUGCCACUGACUCAUUGCAGGUCCUCGGGCAAAUCCUUUUGAUUUAGGUACCAAACACAGAUCUGGCUGUCUAAUUUCUGUUAAAACACUGGCCUUAAACUCAUGACUCACUGUGCCCAUUGUGCUGCAGAGAUAAUAACUUCCUCCCCGUGCUUGUCUAUCCAGCCCCACCCCACGCCCAGGCUCCUGGUGCUGAGGAGGCAGUGGGGCAGGGGAGGCUGGAUGGGCACGGGCCUGGCUCCCUGCAGCCUUUGGCCUCCCAGACUCCCAGGAACAGAUAUUUUUCCCAGGUGUAGGAGUGCCUGACACUGCAGAUAGGUGAUAGGGAGGUUCUUGCAAGGCCUGGAGGGAUGCUGGUGUUUGGAGAGAUAAGGAGGCAUCAGGGCAAAGAUGUCUCUGGUUGCAGGGAGCUCUGAGUGCCAGUGCCCUCCCAGGGUACCCCACAUGGAGAGAGCCCUCCUGGCUCAGGGCAGGCUGCUCAGGGCUUGCUUUGAGCUCCCAAAUGAACCUGGGAGGGCUCCAAGAGCAGGAGUCUCUGCACCUAACACGGGGUGCUGGGCAUUGCAAGGUCCAUGCUGGGAUGCUUCUGUCUCUUUGGAAAUGGUCCCAGUGGCCCCAGUGUGUGCCCACCUCCUGAUGACCCUCUGACCCCACCCAGAGCCAGUGCCAGCUGCUUUGCCAAGCACACCAAGCCUUCAUUCCCUCUUCCCAUUCCAGCAGAUAAAAGGACCAACAAUCUGCAAGUGCUGUGAA